Molecule: messenger RNA, 1989 nt
Organism: Mitosporidium daphniae
Lineage: Eukaryota; Fungi; Microsporidia
Exons: 2
Coding region: 1-1989 (662 amino acids)
Biological process (GO): intracellular calcium ion homeostasis; monoatomic cation transport; transmembrane transport
Cellular component (GO): membrane
Molecular function (GO): monoatomic cation transmembrane transporter activity
Source: RefSeq, a predicted model, not a curated record
AUGAUUUUCAAGUCGUGGGAGCUCGAUAUGUUGCAAUACGUAUACAUUGCCAUCUUUCUUUUGGUGAUAUUUGUUUUGCUCUUGUUUUUCUUUUUAAUUCUUUUUCUGUGUGCCAACGACCAUCUUGUACCCACGCUUAGUUUUAUUUCUGACAAGCUGUCCCUUUCUCCAUCCGUUGCCGGAGUGACCUUGUUGGCAUUAGGAAAUGCGGCUCCAGAUUUAUUUACCAGUUUGGCUGGAGUGGAAAACAUGGAAAGCAUUCCAUUGGUGAUUUCCGGCGCUAUUGGUUCGGGGCUUUUCAUUACGGUGUUUGUUUUCGGAAUCAUCUUGACAAAAACAAAGCCUUCUCCUCCCGAAAUCAGGCAGCCUGUGAUGUUUGGAACGAACAUUUUAAUGUAUUUCUGUGCCAUCUGCAUGGUCUCACUGAUUGUAUUUCCUAAAGAGAUCACUUUGAUCGUUCCCAUGCUGGGGUUUAUCUUGUAUUCGGCCUAUAUUUUCUUUGUUCUUUGGGUUGAAAAAUCCUCCUCUUCAUCGGGAGCCCCAGUCCCACCGUCCAUUUAUCGCAACUCAAUGUCACUCCAAUCGAUCCGCUCCCUUACCUCGAAACCCCACUCUAUUGACAAGGCCGGAAUGUUUUUGGGAUCAGUGGAUAGCCAAAAAUCUAUCUUGGCCUCUGAAUCUAGCCUAGCAUCACAUGCUAUUGAUAUUCAAGAAACCAAUGCAGAGCAGGCCAAAGAAUUUGAAAAGUCUUAUUCAUCUAAACUGAUUCGAAACCCGUUCAAAAUAUUCGUUUAUUUAUUUGCUUUUCUUUUGUCCAUCAGCAUUCCACCUAUAAUUAGGCCUUCUGAGCUGGACAACAAUCAGCAGCUCAAGAGAAGUCAAAAAAUACGCAUCAUUUUUUCCCCUUUUUUUAGUCUUUGUCUAAUUUUGACCUGCUUGAGGUUGUGGAAUACCAAAACACUUUUGCUUUACGUCGUUGCCUCUGUGCUAAUGUCUGCGAUUGCAUAUUUAUCUGUUCAAAACAUCUAUGUGGAUACCAUUAAGUUUGCCGUUAUUUCUUCAACCCUUGCUGGCCUCUCAUUCGCCAUGGCCACCUUUUGGAGUUGGGCCGUUUCAAGAGAAGUGAUUUCCCUGUUCACUGCGAUUCCAGCCAUCAUUCCUGGCUUCCCCCAAUCAAUUUUAGGCCUUACCGUUAUGGCGUGGGGCAAUUCUUUUGGCGAUUUGGUGGUUGGGCUCGCCCUGUCAUCGACGGAAAAUUUUGAAUUAGGAAUUACGGGCGUUUUUUCUGGUCCCGUGUUGAAUGUCCUCCUUUCGCUGUCAAUUUCAAUUUUUAAGAUGCUGCUCACCAAUAAGUUCCAAAUGCUUUUGAGACCACAAUUCGAUACCACCAUUUAUAUUUCCCUUGCACUGUUGGCAUUGACAACCAUUAUUUCGUUAUUUUUUUAUAAAUCGCUGGCGUCUUUUGGAAGGAUAUAUGGAAAAUUUCUGAUUUUCACCUAUUUGGGCUUAAUCGCUUCCCAAACCUCGUGUGCCAUUACAAAGGCAGAUUACGAGUCGUACAUCUUCCUUCAUAGGAUAGAUCUUACACAGCUGAAGGCCGAUGUGCAACAAAGCCAGGCAAGAGAAACCUUUUCUGCUCUGCUUGCUCAGGAGCAGCUUUCUAAAGACUUGAACAGCGGCAAGCAAAAGAUCCGGGAAAAGCUUUUAUCUCUUCGUUCCGAAGGCAGGCUUGAAAUGACACUAGAAAAGGGCAGAAUGCGGGAUGCUUUUUUGGGUGCGCAAUUAAACUAUCAGGAUGUGCACUCCAAGAUUGACACCGAAACUUCGAACGGCUUUGCAGCAACGGAGAAGCUAAGGCAUGAACUUUUCUAUUCGCUCACCGGUAUCGAUUGUUUAUUGAGUUAUAGGCUUUUUUCUAUCUGGUGCGGCCGUGCUUCUCGGGUUUCUUCGCUACUAUUCUGCGUGAAAAUGGGCGCCGUGCAAGAUUGA